Messenger RNA from Microthlaspi erraticum, 279 nucleotides. The record is from the annotation of a GenBank genome assembly. NCBI's taxonomy places the organism in Eukaryota, Viridiplantae, Streptophyta, Magnoliopsida, Brassicales, Brassicaceae.
AUGGUUGAAUUGGAGAAGAACUCCACUGAAGAGCUUAAGAAGAGGACACGAAAGCGAAACCGUGGGAAGAAGAACGACCAGCAAAGGGUGGAUGAAGAAACCCACAGCGUAGAAGAAAAUGCAGAAGAAAUCCAGGAGAAGAGAGAAAAGAAGGUUAAGAAAGUGAAGUUGCAGGGGAAAGGCAAAAUCGAAGAAAAGGAAGAGAAGAGGAAGAGGAAGAGGUGGAAGCAAAGGAAGAAGAAGAAGAAGAAGAAGGUGAAGAGGAGAAGAAGAUGGUGA